Ipomoea nil (Japanese morning glory) is the source of this 2250-nucleotide messenger RNA. RefSeq names its product fibroin heavy chain-like. Bases 1 to 2025 code for a protein of 674 amino acids. The transcript has 2 exons. Gene Ontology annotation, molecular function: hydrolase activity, acting on ester bonds. The record is from RefSeq and is a predicted model, not a curated record. Lineage: Eukaryota; Viridiplantae; Streptophyta; Magnoliopsida; Solanales; Convolvulaceae.
AUGUCGAAAAUAUUAAUAUCCUUUCCUCUUUUCCUCUCUCUGUUCUUCUUGUUUUUCUUCUGGUUCUCAUCUGCAGAUUCUCAGAGGACGAUCACGACGAAAGAAUCUCACGAGUCGUCGGAGACUACGACGGAGAGCUAUUCCAACACCUUCAAUAAGGUGUAUGCGUUUGGAGGGUCGAGCACCGACACGGGAAACGCUGAGUCCAUGGGAGUUAUUAAAGAAGAAUCGUCGUCUUCUUCUUCUACUACUGUGACGCGCCAUGAGUCUUCGUCGAAGGAGACGACGUCGACGGAGUAUUCCGAUGGUCGGAUGAGUAAUGGGGGCUUGGUUGUGGAUUAUCUCUGUAAAGAUCUUGAUAUACCGCCUCUCCCUCCGUAUAAAGGUGAGUCGUCGUCGUCGUCUUCGUCCAGUAGUGAGGAAAGUAGUUCGUCGUCGACGGAAUCCAGUAGUUCUUCUUCGACGUCGAUUAGCGGUAAAGGCUCUGCUUCGGCAGCUGCUGGUGGUGCCGGUGGCGGUUCAGCCGACAGUUCGGCUGGUGCUGGUGGUUCAGCCGGCGGUUCAGCUGGUGCUGGUGGUGCAGCCGGUGGCUCAGCUGGCGGUGCUGCUGGUGCCGGCGGUUCUGCGGGUGCUGGUGGCUCAGCUGGCGGUGCUGCUGGUGCCGGCGGUUCUGCGGGUGCUGGUGGCUCAGCCGACGGUUCUGCGGGUGCAGGUGGUUUAGCUGGCGGUUCGGCUGGUGCAGGUGGUUCAGCCGGCGGUUCUGCUGGUGCAGGUGGUUCAGCCGGCGGUUCGGCUGGUGCUGGUGGUGCAGCCGGCGGUUCGGCUGGUGCUGGUGGUUCAGCUGGAGGUUCUGCUAGUGCGGGUGGUUCCGCGGCCGGUUCAGCCGGUGCCGGUGCUUCGGCGGCCGGUUCAGCCGGUGCUGGAGGUUCAGCAGGCGGUUCAAUCGGAGGUUCGGCGGGUGCUAGUGGUUCAAUUGGAGGUUCUGCUGGAGCAAGUGGUUCAGCGGGCGGUGCAGCCGGUGCAGGCGGUUCAGCCGGUGGAGGUGGUUCAGCGGGCGGUUCAAUCGGAGGUUCUGCAAGUGCGAGUGGUUCAAUCGGAGGUUCGAUCACUGCUGGCGGUUCAGCCGGAGGUGCGGGUGGGAGAGCCGGAGCAAGUGGUAGAAUUGGCAUAUCCGCCAGCAUAAAUUUCAGUUUCGGGAUAAAUUUCGCCAUUGCAGGAUCAACAUUCCUGUCAAAGAAAAACUACAGCAACCAAGGAACAAACCCCUUCUUCCACGGUGGAAUACCUCUCCCAUUCGAUACAGAGAUACAGUGGUUCAACCAGUUUUUAGCAUCAAAGGGGUGCAACAGCGUGGCCGGCGAUCCUCGUUGCAAGGCGGAAGUUGAAAACGCCCUCUUCUGGUUAGGCGCCGUGGGUGCAUCCGACUACACUCGCGUCAAUGGACAAACUGUCCUUAAUCUUAGAGGAAUCUCUCAGUUGUGCAUUUUCCACAUCUCAAAACUCCUCAAGGUGGUGCUUCAAGCAGGAGCAAGAUACAUAGUAGUACAAGGCUUACCCCCAGUGGGGUGUCUUCCGGCGGCCAUAUCCCGGCCAUUCAUCCUGCGCGACCGGAACGGCUGCUCCAUCGCCUUAAACACCGCCACGGACAUCCACAACCGGCUGCUCAUGAAGGUGCUAGCCAAGUUCAGACAACAGUACCCUCAGAGCACCAUCCUCUACGCCGACUACUGGCGGGCGUUCAUGGAGAUCUACACCAACAACUUCAAGUACAAGUUCGCCGAGCGGACCAAAGCCUGCUGCGGCGCCGGCGGCGGAACCCUCAACUUCAACCCCCUGCAGGUCUGCGGCAGCAACGGCGCCUCCACCUGCAAGAACCCCCAUGAAUACAUCAGCUGGGACGGGAUCCACUUCACCGCCGCCAUGAACAUGAAGCUCUCGCAUCUGUUCUUCAAGGAAGGGUACUGUCAGCCGCCGUUUUCCGAGCUCGUCAAGAAGAGAAAGUUAGCAAUGAAGCAGAAGCAAUAGGGGAGGGGUAUUAGUAUAUAUGUGUGUAGGUUAGUUGAGACUUGAGAAUCGUUGCCGCCCCGGAUGGAUGGGAUUAAUUCCGGCCAUCCUGCGAGCGAGAAAGUAGGUUUAACGGCGAGCCCUAUAUAUUGUGGUAUGAAACUAUAUAAUGGAGAUCAUCGUAUCCUUGUACCUACGUGAAAGAACAUGCGUAGGUUGACUACUUAAUUGACUGCCAUGAAGGAA